GAAGAGUGAUCCUUCGUAUGCUGGGACUUAUCUGCGGUAUCCCUCAGUCUUUUCUCGGCUCUCGUCUCGUGCGGUUGUGUACUAAGAAAAGGAAAUGUUUUGAAAAUUGUGUGUUUCGAGCAUUUGAAGAAAGCCACAAAUUGGAGUAAAAAUCAACAAAAUUUGCCUUAAAAAUGGCACGCUUUCUGUUAUAUUUAGCUGCUGCAGCACUAUUUGGAGCUUGUGCGGCAGUUUAUGAAGACUGCGAGGUUCCCCCGCCAAUCAAAAAUGCCAAUAUUCAAAUCAAGAGUGAGGAGGAUGUUAUUCGAGCCAUCUAUAUAUGCCAAAGUGGUUUCGAGUUACAAGGCCCUCAAGAGCUAGUCUGUGAUUUGGAUACUGACGAAUGGAAUAGUGAUCCUCCAAGCUGUGUAAGAACGGCGGCUUCAAAUGAUGUGGACGAUUCUGGGACGGAGGCUUCAAAACAAAAGCAACAACAAAAGCAAAAUAUACCCGAAGAUCGAAUGGUAUCGCCAGCAUUGGCCACUACCCUAGACAUGAGCUGUGUUCAGGCCAAAGUUAAGGCACCAGAGAUUCGUCAUGGUAUAGUUGAGAAAUAUGAAAGGCGCCGCAAGGGAGACAAGGUGUUUCUGGUGGCCUUGUACGCUUGCAAUGAUAACUUUGAUUUUGAAGAUCCAGAUAUCACCACCCUAUACUGCAGCAAUCGUGCCUGGGUAGGGGAUUUACCCAAUUGCAUGGCCUUAAGUGAAUACAGCGAUGAGGAAGAGGAUGGAAAUUACGAAUACGAAGAAGUUGAGGAAGAAGAAGAAGAGGAUGUUGGAGGUGAAGAAGUGGACGAGGAAGAAGAAGUUGAACGCAGACGCAUCAAUUAUGUUGCCCCUCCUCCUCCACCAGCACCUCCUUCUCAGCCACCCACCCAAACUCAGGGUGAAGAUUUCCAAGAGUUAAGCAACGAAAUUGAACCAGUCGCUGCUCAAAGACAUGAUCAAGAAAUGGUGCGAAAAGUCGAAGUAAACGAGGCCGAAAGAGUUGCCAACUCGAAUGAUGUCAAUAAUGCUGUGGAGGAGGAAACAACCCCAGAUCCUUAUACACCACGCGUUUUGGAUAACAACUGUGGCAGUGACAACGGUGGAUGUGAUCAGAAAUGUGAACGCGUUAUGUUUCCAGGAGAGAAUCAGCCACGCAUACAAUGCUCUUGUGGUGAAGGUUUCAGCUUGGAUCCUUAUGACUACUCAACAUGUCAUGAUAUCAACGAAUGCGAAUUGCCCGAAGUGAUGCAAGAAUGCCAAAAUGGCUGUGAAAAUACCCCCGGUUCCUAUCGCUGUGUAACACCGGGCAAUAUACUCGAGGAAUCUGUGGAAGUGAAUGUGGAACAGCAACCUGAAGCUGAGGUCGAAAGAACUUCUCCACCAACUUUGCAAUGCGAACCUGGCUUUAGAGCCCUUAACGGCGAGUGCGUCGAUGUGGACGAAUGUGCCGAGGGCACAAGUGGUUGUCAGAUGUGUGUUAACACUGAGGGCAGCUAUGAGUGCACCUGCCCCACUGGCUACGAUUUGGCUGAGGACGAAAGGAACUGCGUAGAUGUGGAUGAGUGCACCAUAGUGUCCGAAGAGGAGGAGUAUGGAGCUGCCUAUAAAAUAUGCUCCCAUUAUUGUGAGAAUACUCAGGGUUCAUUCCGCUGCUAUUGCCCUCCUCUGAUGCAUUUAACCGAAGAUGGUCGCACCUGCGCUGCUGAUACGUGUGCCGAUUUGGAGAAUCCUGCCUUGAAUAAGACGCGCUGUUCGCACAAAUGUGGCGAUUUGUCAAGCGGAGGUUUUCAGUGCUCCUGCCCCGAGGGCCAUGUCUUGGCCGAUGCCUAUACCUGUGUGCAAAGCCUCAGUGGUUGUCAGCGCAAUAAUGGAGCUGCCAUUUGUGCUCCCGGUACUUGCGAGGAGGCUCAGAAUGAAUUUGGUUUUCGUUGCAACUGUCCCUUUGGUUAUAGGGACGAGGGCAAUCGUUGUGUGGAUAUAGACGAAUGUUCGGAGGGAGAGCAUAGUUGCUCUCAUCAGUGUGAAAAUUCAGAGGGAGGCUAUCAAUGUCAAUGUCCCGACGGCUUUUUCCUACCCGAUGGUGAGCAACACAAUUGUGUGGAUAUCAAUGAGUGUGAGGUGCAAAAGGAGAUUUGUGGCAUUCUACAGUGUGUCAACUAUCCGGGAACCUUCAAUUGCCUAUGUGCCGAUGGCGCUGAGCCCAAUGCCGAUGGCAUUUGCUCUUCGGCGGAGCAAACUGAUGCCUGCUAUGAAAAUCGUUGCUCCCAUGAAUGUAUGCCUGUGGGAGAGAGCUUCCGUUGCGUAUGUCCCAAUGGGUUGGUCUUGGAUGAGUCCCAAUUGAAUUGUGUGGAGUCCGACUUGUGUGCCAUCAAUAAGAACGGCUGCGAUCACAUUUGCAAUGGCAAUGGGGAGUGCACUUGCGAAGAGGGCUUCGUGCUGGAUGCCAAUGGCAAGUCUUGCCAGGACAUCGAUGAAUGCCAGGUGAACAAUGGCGGUUGCCAUCAAUUGUGUACCAAUGUAGCAGGUGGGUUCAAGUGUUCAUGUCAUGCAGGCUUUGAGUUCCUCAAUGGUCCUCUGCAGGACUAUUGCUUCGACAUUGAUGAGUGUGCUCUCAACUUGCACAAUUGUCAGCCGGAGAUGACGUGCGAGAAUCUCAAUGGAUCAUUUACAUGUCUGUGUCCCAAGGGUUAUGCCCUGGGCAUAUCACUCAAUAUCAUACCAUUGCCGCCCAUUGCCUCCAAUGAGGUAGUCGAACAAAUUCAUGAUCAUCUGAGGUAUAAUACCACCACCACCGCCAACACAGACACAUACUCAUUUCCAUCGCCAUUGCCAUCGUCAUCAUCAUCAUCAUCAUCCUCUUCGGAGUCAUUGAGUCUGCAAUCGUGCCUCGACAUUGAUGAGUGCUCCAUAGAGAAUGGAGGCUGCACCCAUUUUUGCAUGAAUCUGCCGGGUUACUACGAAUGCUCAUGUCCCCCCGGAUAUCUGCUGUCUUCGGCUGAUAAUCGCACCUGCUUGCUGGUCGAUCUUUGUCUGCGGGACAAUGGCGGUUGUUCUCAUGCCUGCCACUCGGCCAAUGGCCUGGUGGAGUGUUCUUGUCCCCAAGGCUAUCAUCUGAAUGCCGAUGGCCAACAAUGUCUGGACGACAAUGAGUGCGGCCUCUCGAAUGGCGGCUGCGAGCAUGUGUGCGCGAACACCAUGGGCAGUUAUUCAUGUUCAUGUCACCAGGGUUUCAUGCUUUCAUCCAAUGGUCAUGCUUGCUUGGACAUCGAUGAGUGUCUCAUCGAUGGUUAUGCGAAUUGUAGUUUCAUCUGUGUCAAUCUUUUAGGUUCCUAUGCCUGCGCCUGUGAGGCAGGCUUCGAACUGGCCGGCGAUGAGAAGACCUGUCUGGAUAUCGACGAAUGUGCAGUGGGUAAACAUGAUUGCUCCCAUGACUGCAUCAAUGUGGAUGGCAGCUACAGAUGCUCCUGUCCCCAUGGUUAUUAUUUGGGUGAAAGUCAAUCGGCUUGUGUGGACUUUGAUGAGUGCAAUUCGGGAGACCAUGGCUGCAGCCAUGAUUGUUACAACACCAUGGGAUCCUAUUUGUGUGCCUGCCCGGAAGGCUUUAAACUGGCCCAAGAUGAAAAGACUUGCCUCAGUUCUAUGUGCUUUGAGAACAAUGGUGGCUGCUCGCACUCCUGCGAUGGCGAGCAGGGUUGCACCUGUCCCCCGGGUAUGAUUUUGGAUCUGGAUGGUAAGACUUGUGUGGAUGUCAAUGAGUGUUCGGUCAACAAUGGAGGCUGUGCCUUCAAAUGCCACAACCUGCCCGGUUCCUUUGAGUGUUUGUGCCAUGAUGGCUCCAAGCCUUUAAACGCUGGCGACCCCUGUCCCAUUAUUUGCCCAGCUGGUUUUACUUUUGGUCGCCAGGAUCCCAGCCAGUGUGAGGAUAUCGAUGAAUGCUCCCUCCCGGGUGUAUGUCAAUACCAAUGUCGCAACACCAAUGGUUCCUACGAAUGUUUGUGCCCCAAGGGCUAUCGCCUGGAGAAUGGCCGCGAUUGUGCCGACAUUGAUGAAUGUGCCCUAGAUAAUGGCGGCUGUAUGGGUGGUGAGUGCAUUAAUCACAACGGCGGCUUCGAGUGUCGUUGCCCUGUGGGUCAGCGUCUUGCAGCCGACAGAAAAACCUGCCAGGUAUUCCAGGAAAUGCGUGACCAUUGCCAGCCCUUGGAGGCUCCCACCAAUGGAGCCAUACACUGCACUAAAUAUCGCCACAAGAAGAAGCGUUUCUAUAAUACCCGCUGCAAGGUGUGGUGCAAUCCCGGCUUUGAACUUCUGGGACCCUCUCAUCGCCAUUGCAAUGCCUCCGGCCAAUGGGACAAUCAUGAAAAUCAGUGUCUGCCAAUGACAUGUCCCCAAAUGAGUUUGCCCCAACAUGGUAUCAUCACACCCGCCUCUUGUACCUUUGGCAAAACGAGUGUGGGUGAGCAAUGCCAUCUCAAGUGCCAUGCUGGCUAUGUGCCAGUUGGAGCAGCCGAGACUGUCUGCACAUCUCAAAAGCAAUGGUCGUAUAAUGGCACAUUUGAUUGCCUGCCAAUGGCGUCAGCUGCCGUUGAGCCGCGUUUGGGUGUAUCAAAUGGUUUAACACCUAUGGGACUGCCAACAGUACCCACCUCCUCCUACCCGAUGAUGCCAGGCAGUGGCAAAGGUGUGCCUACAACAGCCUUUAAUGCACGUCCUUUGCCUGAUUUUGGUUACAAAGGCAAACCAUAUGGUGGUGGCAUGGGUGCAGGUGGUGGCAUGGGUGCUGGUAAUGGCAUGGGUGCUGGUAGUGGCAUGGGUGUUGGUGUACAACGGCCUUUUAUCAAAUGUCCUCGCAAUACCACGGUGUUUCUGGCACCCAACGAGCGCACCACACACAUCAUCCUGCAGAAGCCCAUUACAAAUUUGGAUUAUCGCUACAUUGAAUCAUCGCCAGCCUGGACUAAGGAUUUGCAGGCACAUUUGGGUGCAGGCACCUAUGUUGUGGUAUUCCGUGGUCAUGAUCCCAUGACGGGCAGAAAGGCCCGUUGUAAGACUGUCAUUCAUGUGCGACACGCCGAUGGACCCACAGUCGAUUUUUGUACGCCCUCGUUCGAGGUAACCAUGGGAGAGAAUCAAAUGUAUCGUUCAGUGGCCUGGGAGGAACCCCGAUUCAGCAGCAAAUAUAGCCCCCUUAAAAAGGUCUACAAAUCCAGGCUGCCGGGAGAACUUUUUGGUUUGGGUGUUCAUACCGUCUUCUAUGAGGCCACCAAUGACGAUGGACUUUCGGCCAAAUGUGAAUUCAAAAUCUAUGUAAAUGUUCCAGGCUCUCCUCCUUCCCUUGGCCCUCAAAUGAUUUCCAACAACAUCGAUAGUGGUGGUCAUAUGACUGCUGUUACCAAAUCACCCGGCUAUCGCCCAGUUCCAGGUCCGGUGUUUAGCGCCCCUAUCUUAACACCUCCUCCCAUGCCCAGGCCCAACCUCAUCAGCGCCCCUCUAUUGGCAGGCCACGAGUCCUUUAUAGUUUGUCCUGGACGAGAGCCCGUCAAGGUGACCAGUGCCCAAUCUAUUGAGUUGCCACCGAAUUGUAUACUCAAGAAUGUUCGCAUUAAUCCCUUCCGUCAAUUUAUGUCACAGCGUACCAUGCCCAGAUUAUGGACCAUGUAUGGCAAUUUUUAGGUUAGAGCCAAAUUCGAAUAUAACCAUGAAGUAACUCUGUAUCUCUAAGAUUUAAGUUUUAUACGAGAAUGUAUUUUUUUUUGUUUUAAUAAUCAUUUCUUUUGCAUUUUGUAUAAUAUAGGAUUUAAUAAAAAAAAAUCGCUUUAAUUUGUAAUAAAAUAUUUGUAAAUCGAAA
Molecule: messenger RNA, 5871 nt
Organism: Stomoxys calcitrans (stable fly)
Lineage: Eukaryota; Metazoa; Arthropoda; Insecta; Diptera; Muscidae
Product: fibrillin-1
Exons: 9
Coding region: 174-5696 (1840 amino acids)
Molecular function (GO): calcium ion binding
Source: RefSeq, a predicted model, not a curated record